UCUAUUCAGUGCCUCCAUCUAGUGGCUAUACUAAAAGACACUACUGAAAAAGGGCACGCGCUCAGAUCUUCGCGUUUACUCAUUAGUCCCGAAUCUUAGUUUAUGCUUUUAACUGCACUGUGUUUUUCUUUCUUAAUUUUUAUGUGUGCACAUAAACUGUUCCUCAGUAUUUGAUACACAAUUAAAAUACGACGAGCAUGUACUUUGAACAAACAAUUCAAGCCAUGAAAAGAUCAAAGGUCAAAAUUCCGCGCACGUUUCCUGCCACCUCGUUAUGACGCACACAACGAAUUGUCAUCAGAUUACACAACGCAUAGCUUUUCUAACAAGAGCGGGUCUUUUGAUAAACACCCUUUUGUGGAACGACAAGAUCAGGACAAAUCUUUUUUAGUGUCUUAGUACGUGUUGGCAGCGAAAUGGCAGAGGCUAUACUCGGAGAUCACGACCAGUACAGCUGCUCAAUAUGUUUGGAGUUGUUGAGGGAUCCCGUGACUAUUCCGUGCGGACAUAGUUACUGCAUGAGCUGUAUCAAUGAGUGCUGGAAUACAAAUGAUCAGAAAGGGAAGUAUAGAUGUCCACAAUGCAGACAUACCUUCAAUUCAAAGCCUCCACUCAACAGAAGUACAGUGCUUGCUGAAAUAAUGGAGAAACUGAGGAGUACAGAGUCUGCUCAAAGUCUUGCUGGUCCUGGAGAGAUUGCGUGUGAUUUCUGUUCUGGAGAAAUGAUCAAAGCUGUCAAGUCUUGUCUGGAGUGUCGAGCCUCUUACUGUGAAACACAUGUACAGCCCCACUAUAAUGUUCCUGCCCUGAAGAAACACAAGCUGGUGAAAGCUGCGGUCAUUCCAGUAUGCCCCAAACACGACAAGCUCCUUGAGGUUUACUGUCGAACGGACCAGAAAUGUGUCUGCAUGCACUGCUUAUUGGAUGACCACAAGGGCCAUGACACAGUACCAUCUACAAUAGAGCGCAACGAGAAACAGAUAAAUCUUACACACUCUCAGACAAACGUCAAGCAGACAAUCCAGGCAAAAGAAAAAGAGCUGCAGAAGAUGAAAAUGGACAUCACAUCCCAUUCAGAUUCUGCAAAGAAGGCAGUGGAGAACAGUAAGAAAGUCUUCAGUGAAUUAGUCAAACUUAUUGAGAAAAAAAGCAAUGAGGUGAUUGAAGAAAUAAAAGCUCAAGAAAAGGCUGAUCUGGAUCACGGCACAAAGCUUCAAAAGAAGCUGGAGGGGGAAAUUACUGAGCUGAAGAAGAGGGAAGGAGUUCUAGAGGAUCUUCUACAGACAGAAGACAACAUCCAAUUUCUUCAGAAUUAUGAGACUGUGUCCUCUUCAUCUGGAUCUGAUGAGUUGCAGAGUUUCUCAUUUCAGCCAUACUGCUCUUUUGAGGACGUAAGAAAACUUAUAUGUGAACUUACUGGGAGACUUGAGACUACUUGCACACAGGAGAUAAGCAAAACAGUUAAUAAAGUUUCAGAUUUGUCUGCAAAGAGGCCUUCGUUUGACAUUGUAGUUGGAGACAGAGCCCGCGUGAAGCCAUCUGUUGUUACUCCAAUACACAAAUGGGGAUCGGUUACUCACUUGAGUGUUGGUGUUGUUAAAAGUGAGAGAACUGACAGAUAUUGAUUUGUAUUUAUAUUAGGCAUGACAAUUCCUGUUAUUUACCACAAUAAGUGAAAUUAUACACACACACACACA
Molecule: messenger RNA, 1697 nt
Organism: Sinocyclocheilus grahami
Lineage: Eukaryota; Metazoa; Chordata; Actinopteri; Cypriniformes; Cyprinidae
Product: E3 ubiquitin/ISG15 ligase TRIM25-like
Exons: 6
Coding region: 417-1625 (402 amino acids)
Molecular function (GO): zinc ion binding
Source: RefSeq, a predicted model, not a curated record